Rhizoctonia solani is the source of this 576-nucleotide messenger RNA. RefSeq lists its product as uncharacterized. The coding region runs from base 1 to 576 and encodes 191 amino acids. The record is from RefSeq and is a predicted model, not a curated record. The transcript has 3 exons. Lineage: Eukaryota; Fungi; Basidiomycota; Agaricomycetes; Cantharellales; Ceratobasidiaceae.
AUGCCUGGUCCUGCCUAUGUUCGUGCCAGCCAGCGUUAUGCACCUGUUCAGACCACUGCUACUAAUAGCAAUGGGCACGGAGAGAAACUCAUCAGCCUCGCGACGAGUCCAUCGAUGAUGAGCGACGGACUUCCUUCUACCGAGUUGGAUAAAAUGACUAUGAUCCUCUCGGACCGUCUGAAGGAAGUCAUCGAGCGGCAAGACAUAUUGAUCGAGGAAGGAAAGUGUCAAAAAGACUAUGGGGAGGUACUAGCACGAACAAUGCUCACAACAUGCUUGAUGGGAACAAUUUUAUCCAUAUUUACACUCUUGUUGAAGUCACAUAUAACUGCAUCGGGUCGUGACUCUCCUGGAGUGCAUCUUGUUUGGGCAGUCACUCUAGUUUCACUCAUACUUGCUGUGCUCCUCUCCAUCGCCAUCCCGCUCAUUCAAUCUUUCGCCGACGCGUUUGGGAGACCCAUUCGAGGAGAGUACACGAAAUGGAUUUACAGGCCAUCGGUUAUCCUCACAGGCACGUUGUUGGUACAGGGGGCGUCGCUGUUAUUCUAUCUAGUUAUAGUGGCUGUGUGCCUAUAG